Molecule: messenger RNA, 1309 nt
Organism: Hydra vulgaris (swiftwater hydra)
Lineage: Eukaryota; Metazoa; Cnidaria; Hydrozoa; Anthoathecata; Hydridae
Source: RefSeq, a predicted model, not a curated record
UUUUUGCAGUACAGUACGGAAAAAAACACACACUGAAACUUUUUAGUCCCUGUGUAAUAAGUUAAAAAAAUAGCUAAUGAAAAAUGACUUUAAACAAUGAAAAAGCCAUUAUUAAAACUCUUAACUUGGGUGAUUCAAUAGAUGAAAUUGAGAAUGAUCAGUUUUUAAGUUCUGAUGAAGAUGCAGAUGACUCAGAACUUCUUUAUUGGAAAUCAUGCGCAAAUUAUAUUGAAGAUCUUCCGUGGUUUCAUGGGGACAUGACUCGGAAUACAUCAGAAGCUCUUUUACUUGCGAACGGUGUAGAAGGAACUUAUUUGGUUAGAAACAGCGCGUCUGAUCCUGGAAGCUAUACUGUGUCUGUAAGAUGUCAGAGUUCUAUCAAACAUUACAGUCUACGUCAUAACGUUCAUGACAAUACAUAUACUUUUGGAAGAGGAUUUUAUGAUUCAUACAAUGACCUAAUAGAUCAUUUUGAGUGUAAACCAGUUUUAACUGGAGAAACUGGUGAACCGGUAAUAUUUCGAUAUCCAUAUAUCAAAGAUGUCCCCGAGCCAUCCAGCUAUGAAAAAGUGUUACGCCAUGCCGAAGAAGGUAAAGAAGAAAUAAAUUACACCAUCAAUAUACAGGAAUUGACUGAUUACCAUAUUGCAUCGAAAGAAGGUUAUUUGAUAAAAAGAGGCGCUUUACACAAAAAUUGGAAAAAGCGAUGGUUUGUUUUACACAAAAACAUAUUGCGUUAUUACGCAAAUAAAGACGAUACCAAUCCCAUUCGAAUGAUAGAUAUACGACAUGCGUAUAUUGCUGUUGAAACAGAAUGUGAUAACAGACGAUGCAUUAGUUUAGUACUUCCGUUUCGAACAUUCUAUUUUCAUGCACCCACGUGGCACGAUUCUUUAAGUUGGUUUGACAUAUUGCAAUGGAAAAUUAAUUAUUAUAAGAAGCGGAUGAAUAUUGAACGAGAGAAUACGAUGAACCGAGAAGCACGUGAUCCUGAAAGUUUUGUUCGUGUUUAAAAAAAAGAAGAAAAUAAAAAGUAACUUUUUCUACUUCAGUAAAUUUUUUUUUAGAAUUUUUUAACUAGUUUAUAAAUAUAAGACUGUUAGAGGAACUUAGUCCCUCUCACACUCGCUAGAGACUUUUAAAACUUUAAAUAAUCCCUUUUUUUAAUAAUAUAAUUUUUUGUAAAUAAUUUUUAAUUGUAAAUGGAUAGUAUUUAAGAAUAGUAUAUUUUUUUCCCUCUUUCUGGAAUUAAUGAUUAUUUGAAGAAUUUUCAAGAAACUAGGCAAUAAACUAAAUACAAGAUCCAAGA